AGUCCCACUGUGCCACGCCGCAACAAAAAAUGAGAGAAUUUUUGCGCCUCUUCUGCGCUCCUCUCCGCUCUUUUUCCACAUCGCAACAUCCUUCUUCUGCUUGCGUCCACCGCACGGGCCCGUUCCGAGUCGGCGUCGAUAAAAUUUCUUCUUGGUGUGUGCCUCGCCUCCUCUCGCGGUUCGGCCAGACAGACAGACAGGACCAGACCAGACCACGAAGUGGAGGUGCCCGCCGGUUCUCGCGCGAACAGUGCUCUGUCCCCCAGUGAAGAAAAAAGCAAAAAAAAAAGCUAGCUAUACCCCAAGUUCCGGCCGUUUCUGUCCCCGCCGGGUGUCGUGGUCCGUAAUCCGCGCGAUUUUUUCGGCUUUCGCAAACCAAAUUUGCCUCGCGGAACCGCUUUUUUCGCCCGCGACCGAAUCCGGAUUUGCCGACGGGAUAGAAGAAGAAGACGAAGAGAGUGUGUGUGGAGGAAGAAGAAGAGUGAAAAAUUGAUGUCAGUCAUAAUUGGAAGAUAGAAUAAUAGCUCCUUCUGUUUACACACACUGUGUUCUUUUACUCGAUUUCGAUCAAACAAACCCCUUUUUUGUUGAUUAUUUCUAAAGAUGAAUAAGUUUUGGGUGCUGACCAAUUUGAUCCAAAAUUCAAACGUAUAUCCAAUACCUAAAGUUGAGCAUCCGCACCACCAGCAGUCGGAUCAGCAGCAACACCCGCAGCAGCAGCAGCCGCACCAGCAGCCACCUCCGUCCCAUCAGCCAGCGUCGUCGACGACGUCGUCCAAGGGCGGAGGGAGUCGGCAUCCCGCGAACCAUGCAAUAGGACCGGCUGCGCCGGGAAUCUACCACAAUCCCAGUGGCGUUCCGGGGCCGACAGCGCCCGGUGCGAGCUCGGCGCCAACUGUACCCACAUCGGCCAUAGGAUCGCCACAUCUUACGAAUCUUUCCGGACCAGCUGCGGCGAACGCACACAGUGGCAGAGGAAGCACGGGCCAUGCACCGGCACCGCCCGGGGCCCACCUGCAGCUGAACGGGACGGUCUCGUCGGACCACACAAAGGCACAGUAUUUAGGCAACAUGCAGGUGCACCCGGCCCACGCCACCAGCGGUCACCAUGCGCCACCAACGGCCACCCAAGGGGGCCCACCGCAGUCCGCCCAUCCUCCCCAGCCGAUCUCGAUCGUCAAGCCGGAGUUCAAGGUGCCGUCGAUACCGACCCACCUGAUGGACGUGCGCGGCCCGGACGGGUCGAUCGUCAAGAUCAACAUGCCCGAGCAUCACGACCCGAGCAAGCCGCCCAACAACGUCGAAAUGUUGAAAGUCAACAUCGAGGAUCUCAGUCAAUUUCUCUCGUACCAUGAAGUCUUCGGAAAGCUACCUUCCGACAUGCUAACGGGUCCGUCCGCUAGCCUAGUGCCAUCAUCCGCUACCAACACUGCGUCCACCAGCGGUGGCCACAGUAACGGUAAACUGAACCACAUCCGGGGCAGCAGUAGCAGCAGCAGCGGCAGCCAGCAGCAUCCGCAGGGUGAGUCCCCGUUCAAGUGCAGCUACUGCGCCAAGAGCUUCACCCGGAAGGAGCACCUGACGAACCACGUGCGCCAGCACACCGGCGAGUCGCCGUACCGCUGCCCGUACUGUGGCAAAACGUUCACCCGCAAGGAACACCUCACGAACCACGUCAGAUUGCACACCGGUGAAACUCCCUACCAGUGCACCUACUGCGGGAAGAAGUUCACCCGAAAAGAACACCUCACCAACCAUGUCAGGUUACACACCGGAGAGACCCCGUUCCAGUGUACGUACUGCGAGAAGAAGUUCACGCGAAAAGAACACUUGACAAACCACACGAGAAUACACACUGGAGAGACUCCCUAUCAGUGCACGUAUUGCGAGAAGAAGUUCACCAGAAAGGAACGCUUGACGUACCACAUAAGGUUACACACCGGCGAGACGCCCUUCCAGUGCUCGUACUGUCAGAAGAAGUUUACCCGCAAAGAGCAUUUAACGAAUCACGUCAGAUUACAUACUGGAGAGACCCCCUUUCAGUGUACCUAUUGCGAAAAGAAAUUCACGCGCAAAGAGCAUUUAACGAACCAUGUCAGAAUACACACUGGCGAGACUCCGUACCGGUGCACGUAUUGUGAGAAGAAAUUUACCAGAAAAGAGCGUUUAACGUAUCACAUAAGAUGGCAUACCGGAGAGACUCCCUAUCAUUGCACAUAUUGCGAGAAAAAAUUCGCACGAAAAGAACAUUUAACGAAUCAUGUCAGAUUGCACACCGGUGAGACGCCCUAUCACUGUACCUAUUGUGAGAAAAAAUUUACCCGCAAAGAGCAUUUAACGAACCAUGUCAGAUUGCACACUGGAGAGACUCCCUAUCAGUGCACAUAUUGCGAGAAGAAAUUCAGUAGAAGAGAGCGUUUAACGAUUCACACAAGAUUACACACCGGUGAAACCCCGUACCAUUGCACUUACUGUUCGAAGAAGUUUGCUCGCAAAGAACAUCUCACGAACCAUAUCAGAAUACACACCGGAGAGACCCCCUAUCGGUGCACAUAUUGUGAUAAGAAAUUUACCAGAAAAGAGCGUUUAACGUAUCACAUAAGACUACACACCGGCGAGACCCCCUAUCAGUGUACCUAUUGCGAGAAAAAGUUCACGCGAAAAGAGCAUUUAACGAAUCAUGUCAGAUUGCACACCGGAGAGACCCCUUACCAGUGCACGUACUGUGACAAAAAAUUCACGCGAAAAGAGCAUUUAACCAACCACACAAGAUUGCACACUGGAGAGACCCCCUAUCAUUGCACCUAUUGUGAGAAGAAAUUUAUGCGAAAAGAACACUUGAAAAACCACGUCAGAUUGCAUACCGGAGAAACUCCCUUUCAAUGUACGUACUGCCAGAAGAAGUUUACGCGUAAAGAGCAUUUAACCAAUCACACCAGAUUACACACCGGUGAAACGCCGUACCAUUGCACUUACUGUACGAAGAAGUUUGCUCGCAAAGAACAUCUCACGAACCACAUCAGAUUACACACCGGCGAGACGCCGUACCAGUGUACGUACUGUUCCAAGAAGUUCACUCGCAAAGAACAUCUCACGAACCAUCUCAGACUGCACACCGGGGAAACUCCUUACCAGUGUAACUUUUGCGAAAAGAAGUUCACCAGAAAAGAACACCUCACGAACCACGUCAGAUUGCACACGGGCGAGACUCCCUAUCAGUGCUCGUAUUGCCAGAAGAAGUUUACCAGAAAAGAGCAUUUGACGAAUCACACCAGGCUGCACACUGGCGAGACGCCCUAUCAUUGCACCUAUUGCGAGAAGAAAUUUAUGCGCAAAGAGCAUUUAACGAACCAUGUCAGAUUACACACUGGCGAGACUCCCUACCAUUGUACCUACUGCCCGAAGAAGUUCGCUCGCAAAGAACACCUCACGAACCAUGUCAGAUUGCACACCGGAGAAACUCCCUAUCAGUGCACGUACUGUGGGAAGAAAUUCACCCGAAAAGAGCAUUUAACCAAUCACAUCAGAUUGCAUACCGGAGAGUCUCCGUACCGGUGUGAGUACUGUAACAAGUCCUUUACCCGCAAAGAACACCUCAAGAAUCACAUCAGGCUGCACACCGGAGAUUCGCCGCACAAAUGCGAGUACUGCAACAAGACGUUCACGCGCAAGGAGCACCUCAACAACCACAUGCGCCAGCACAGCGGGGACAACCCGCACUGCUGCAACGUGUGCAACAAGACGUUUACCAGGAAGGAGCACCUGAUUAACCAUAUGAGCCGGUCUCAUACCGGAGAGCGUCCGUUCCAGUGCGAUGAGUGCGGCAAGUCGUUCCCGCUCAAGGGCAACCUGCUGUUCCACCAGCGCAGCCACACCAAGGGCCAACCGAUGGAGCGACCGUUCCGGUGCGACAUGUGCCCGAAGGACUUCAUCUGCAAGGGCCACCUGGUGUCGCACCAGCGGUCCCACACCGGCGAGAAGAACCACCACUGUCCGCAGUGCAGCAAGUCGUACGUCGAGCGGGGCAACAUGCUGCGGCACAUGAAGAAGACCCACCCGGACGCGGUGAUCCCGGUGCUGCCGAAGCUGCCCCACAUCAAGGUCGAGCCCAAGUCCGGGGAGUACUUAGUAGUAGCUCAGCCGGUGGUGACGUCCCCGGUGCAGGCCACCUCCUCCACGAUCACCUCGAUCAUCUCGAAUAGUCAUCCAUCGCAGCACAACCAUCACAUUCAACCGAAAAUGGAACAGAAAUCUCAGAUACACCAUCUUACGCUUCCCCAUCAGCAUCAGGCUCACCAGCUGCACCACCACAUCUCAUCGGGGGCGGCCCCGCCGAUGCACCUGCCACCGCCAAACCCCCAACAAUUGGCAGCGCUCGCCCUCCAUCAUCAGGUGGCCCAGCAGCAGCAGCAGCAACAACCACAACAACAAUCCUCACCCUCAACGGGCCGAGCACAGCCUUCUCCUCGUACAUCACAUCAGCCGCAGCAGCAGCAGCCGCUGCCGCUGGCGCAGGUCCAACAGCCGGGGCCCCAGGUGGUCCCCCCGGUGGUGGUGCCGGUCCAGGUGCAGGUCCCCCAGGAAAACCCCCAACAGUCACAGCAGCAGCAGCAGCAGCAGCCGGCCCAGGGCCCAACUGGACCCCUGCCACCACAACACCAUACGGUCCCGGUUACUAUUAUAACCCACGCUGGCACAAUUAAUCCCCUAACCGUGGCGGACGGACUGCAGAACCGGGCUAGUGCGGCCACCAUCGGAACCACCAUCCAGAUGCACCACCUGACUGCGGCCGCCCAGUCGGACGAGCACUCGGUCGUUUACUGAAGCAACAUCCCGGCGGCGGCCACCAAAAUCACAGUCUCGGGACGGAAAACGUUGACGCGGCUGUGAGCGGCGGGACAACCUGGCCACCUCCGACGAUCACCACCACAGAGAGAUGAACGCGCGCGCGCGAGUUUUACAGUACAGAUUUGCAAUUAGUAGUUUUUAACCAUAACAGAGUAGGGCGUCAUUACUCGUAACCAGUAAUAUGUAUGCGACAACAAGCAAGUACUAAAACCAGAAAACAAGUAUGUAACUAUACAAUUAUAUAUACAAACACGAGAGAAUGUAUAACAAUAACAAAAAAAGUCACAUACACACACAGCGAUAUCGAUAUCAAAUAUCGAACACACAAAAAUAACACUAAAACUAAAAGUAAUAAAACUGUUGAAACAACCAACACAAAACACAAAAACUAACUGGUAAUCUAGUGAAAGAAACCGACAAAACCUAUUGACCAGAGCGAGAUCCAGAACAAAGCUGGACAGUGUGAACCAACCUACCAACCCAACACUGACUGUUUCCAGCGUUCUUUUUUGUUCGAUACGCGACAAACAGCCGAGAGAAAGAGACAGCGAGGUGCGCUCAGACGCGUGUGAUAGAAUACGGUGAGGGAGACAACCCGCAAACACAAAAAAAACGCAGUGACAUACAGACACGGACGCAGAUGCAACACAAACCACACACACACUCACACUUAGGUAAAGAAACUAUUACAAGAUGAACAUAGAAAUCAAUACUUACGCAAAUAAGCAAAUUGUUGAAAUAGGUGAAAAUAAACAAAUAGUAAUCGAUUUUACCCCGCAGUUGAUAAAUGCAAGUUAAUCAGAGAGAAAGAGAGCGCGCGCGAACGUAAGCAAGAGGAAGGAUGUGAAAAUAAGGGAAUGCGAUAGGAAGGUUGCUGGUCAAAAUCUCAGAAAAAAUAAAAAAGCACGUUUCGGCACGGAGAGAUAGUCACACCAACUGGUGAGGAAGAGAACAAUAGCGAGAGAGUUCCACACGAGCCUGAACUGUGAGAAGCGCGCGAUGCAACAUGCAACAACAACAACAACAACAGCAGAGUUGGGCACCGCUUCGCCGCGGUGCUCGAUGCUGAAUGAAUAGUACAACAUUAUUAAACAGUAACUAUUAAUAGUAGAAACAACAAAGAAACAAAAAAAGAUGUAACAAAUAACUGUUUGGAAACUAAGAGCACCACAAACUUGAGAGCGAGAGAAGUUUUACAGAGCAUAUUAACAAAAAAAAGAGAGAAAAAUCGUGCGUAUUUAACAUCUAAGCCCAUCAAACCUUCAUCUUCUACGCCGUUCAAAUCACGCCCAUUCAUGAUACAAACACACAAACACUCUGAGAGAAGUAUAAAAUGUCGCCAUAUUUGCUGCCGCCAUAACGUUGAAAAACACAGACAAAUAGACAUGGAAAAAAACUUGUCACGAACUAAUGCACACACAUUCACCUACAACACACCGAUUCUUCACACACAAACAAGCAUAACAAACAAUAGGUAAACAGAACGAGCGCGCAUCGACAGCGCAACCCCUGAAAUGAUGAACCUUUCCAUAGCAGCAGCAACAACCCAGCAGAUAUAAACAGAACAAAACUAAACUACAGAACAACAAUUAUUUUUCUAUGUCUUGUGUGUUUUUUGUAAUGUAACAAAGUGAGAGUGGUGAGAGAGUAAUGUCACUUCGAUAAGGUGAGUAACAAGAAGGAAGAUUGGUUGAGUUUUGUCUUGAAUAUUUUAUGAUUUUCCGCUGUGCCCUUUGAAUGGGGUUUUCUGGCGUGCGUCCUGCUUUUGGUAUACGAUUCCUACGUCCGUGUUAGGGAAGCUCAAUGCUUUUUAGACCAAGGAUGUUAGACCAAGCAGGAUGUUCACAAGAAGCUUCAAAAGGGCUUUCACACACAUACAAACAAUCACAUUUUCCCACUCACACACACACACAUACAGAGAGUCUCUUCAAUGAGUUGCGAGCAAAGAGGUGAGCUUUUGUUGAUAAAAUUGGUAGUUCCAAUCAAAAGAUCGACAAAAGGUCGCGCCUUGCUCAUCUUAUUUAACCAUAAACUUAACAAUAGUUCCAUAGCAUCUAAUAAACAAUAGUAACCAGUUUUACCCACACGCAAGCAUACUACGCAAUAGAAUAUAUAACACAGAUGGACUGUUCAAACAGUUCAAACAAGCUACAAACUAUACUUAUUUAAAACAUACAGAAAUACAAACACAGAUAAAAUAGUCAGGAAAGAUUCUUCUUCUGAUACUAACAAACACACACGCAGAGAUCAUAAUAUGUAAAUGUAAGCUGAAACAGAGAGUACAUAAAAUCCACACAAACACAUCCUUUGUUGAACGCAGAUAGAGAGAUGAUUGGUCGAAACAACAAUAUUGUGUACAUUAGUACACACACACGAGAUGAUGUAGUAUUUAGCAUUUGAAGUUUUUCCGUUCGUUCGUUUGAUCAUUCGUUUGUCAGAGAAGCAUUUUUCCUUUUUCCACAAACACACACCACACGCAGAUACAGAUAUUUAAGAGGUUUUGUUUUUCUUAGUCUCCAUAUUAAGCACACACAGCAACACAAACCAUAAAACAAUAACAAACAAUAAAAGCAGAGUAUAUAGAAACCACCGUGUCACAAAAUAACACACCACAAUACAACACAGCAAAACUACAAGCAGAUGCAGAGAUAAAUAGAUUGAAAACAUAGAAAAAAAAACCAGAAAAAAAUAAUACAAAACCAAGCAGUUUACUUCCAACCAUAUUGUGCGCGUAGCGUUCACAUUCAACCCCAAACUCACCCAGCAAUAGCAGAAUCAAACAGGGAAGGCAGGGCCGGAACGUUCCGAGCUUUGCCUUUUUCUGAAGCAGCAGCAGCAGGACAAAAUGGACACUAUUUCUUUCAAUCAGUCAGAUUUUUGAGUUUGAAUUCUUUCGUUUCAAGUGCAACUCUUUAGUUUUCAGCGACAUCUUCUGGGCGGCCAACGCAUAUAUGUAUGGGAUUUUAACGGCUUUUAUAUUCCGCGCGUUUCGGCUUUGGUCCCGCUGUGAGUCGGUGGGUGGGCGUUCUUGUCUUCUUGUCCGAAAAUCUCCGGUGAUAAGUUUUGGGUUUUAGCAACGAAAGCACCACUAAAUUUUGGAGGGCUGGUCCCUGCGGUUUCAUGAUCUCAAAUUAAGUCGUCGACGUCGUCAUUUUAGCCAUACUUUUAGGUUUGUAAUAUUUCGCGUGGUUCCGGUCCCAAAUUUAUCCCUCGAAAAUGAUAAAAUAAAAGCGGGUGUUGAUCACCCGUUUUCGCCGCGUUUAAAUUUAAGCUUUCAUCGAAGCACAAGAACGCCCUCACUGACGAUGCGUCAAGCGCCAAGGUUGAAACGGGCCCGAAUAUGGCCGCAGCGCGACUUUUGAAAGACUUUAAUUACUACUUUCUAGUCAUUUUAGCAGCUCCUUUAUCGCACACUCGAAAAGGGAACCAAUUUUACGACGGGCGCGAAAAAAUGCGAACAAUUUCGUGCCCGAAAGAGAUCACCUUUGGAAGAAGAAUUUUUAUUGCUUUUGAUUUCAAACCGGAACAGUUUAAAACAACAUAUAUACAGCAGACAAACCACAACUAACAGCAGCAGAAACAGGAGAAAAAGUAAUGUUUUCACCACACUACAAUAGCAUUUCUUAUUGUUUGUUCGAACACAAUCUUAGGUUUUCACUCACACACCGUCAGUCACAGAGAAAAUUUCUCGUUCAAGGCACCUUUAAAAUACAAACGAAACAAAGCAAAAAAAAACGUACCACUUUUAAGCGGAGUUCUUCUCACACACAAACAUUUACAAAAAAUACACCUGAAAUACACACGUGUAGAAAAGUGCGGCGAAAAAAAAGAGAAGAUAAAAAAGUUACAAACACACUAUUCAUUCACGAAACAAAAGCAAGCAUUCACUCACAUUAAAACAAACACACACAUACGCUAUCUCUUAAGGUUCAAAAUUCAUCACCAAAUAGGAGAAUAAUGAAAAGAAAAAAAGAGCAAAUUCAGGAAACAUAAUAACAUAUAAAAAAGCAUAAUAUUUAACGGCAGUAGAAAUAUAAAUUCUGACAAGUUUGAAAAAAUAACAACACACGAAAAAGCAAAACAAAGAGUAACAAAACAGCAACAAAAAAAGCAUAACCUUAUUGAUUUUUAAUGUGAAUUGUUUUUCUUGUUUUUCCUUUUUCGUUGUUUUUUACGAUUAGCCCGUGUAAUCAAAACAAAACAGAGCAAGCAAAUAGAGAGAGAGCACUUUAUUGAUUAUUAAAGCUAGAGGCAGCAGUACGAUGAUGAAACAAAAACCACGCAAACAAAACACACACACGCGCACGCGUUCGCGUGCCGGCGGUUUUAUUUUAGACAAGAAACAAACAAAAAAGAAGAAAAUCGAAACUAUUUUGUUGUAAAAGAUGUUAUAGUAAAUGUACAUAAGGUGAAAACAGAUAAAACAAAAUCACACAAAAUCAUGUGUAAGACAAAAAAAACAUGCAAAUAAAAUAAAAAGUGCAGAGUAGAGAGAAACAUAAGAAUACUAAAACAAACAAAACCACUUAGCGUUAGAACAGAUAACAAAAAAAAAAAACAUUUAGAAGAGACAACAAAAAGCAACGUUUAGGUAUGUGUCUGAGAUAUAGCAACAUAUGCAAAAUAUACAAAAUUAAACAAACACACACAGAAAGAGCGAGAGGAUAAAUUCACACGGUCGAGCGAGCGCGCGAGCAGCGGAAAAGGACACAACAAAAUUCUCACUUUCGGCGAGCUAGAAAAAGGGAAAGCUGGAAAAGUUUUGAAAAAAUCGAACGUUUUGAGUUUUAGGAGCGCGAUUAAAAAAUGAACAAAAUUUACAACAAAUUACACGCGAGGAGAAGAGAAAUAAGGCGAGAGAGAUCGGUAAAUGAUAACAAAAAUAAAAGUACCGCAAGUGAUAACUAAUGAGAGCGUGACACAGGAGAGUUAAAAACACACACACACAGAUAAAAGAGGUGAAUGCUGUAUAUACAAAAAAAAGAAGAAAUUUUAUUUACAAUUUUUUCAGAGGAAAAAAAGAAAAGGAAAAAAUGUGAAACAAAUCGUAAUAAGAGGAAGAAAAAUAAACAAAAAAUCUUUAUGACGAAUGCAAACAAAUCACGUGCAGCUAAGCUGCAUUUUAUACGAAUUUUCUAUUGAAGGUUAUUUUUAAUUUACAUUAAAUUGACGAUCGGAGGUGCAAAAGAGGGAGAACCGAAAAGCAAACUGGAAAAAAGAAGAAUGGCGAAAGGAAGGCAUAUUUUACACGCGACAAACCAGGAGAAAUUCAAAUUUGUAGGCUCUACCAGAUUUUUUCGGUAUAAAACCAUUUCGUGGCAAAUAUAGUAUGGAAAGCAAAAACAACAAGUGUAUUAUGAAUAAAGGAACAGGAAAAUUCGGAAUUAGGCGUUCGAAGGAAAAUCAUGUGUUUAACAAACAAAACAAACAAAAAACAUGUAGCGAUAUAUCGUAAGCGCGAGCAGCAAGUUUAGGCAGAACAUAUAAAAUUACGCAGAAGGUUAAUGUAAGGGCAAAAAUAACGGAAAAUUCGAAACUAAAACACAUUAUUGCGUUCAGCGGACGGUAAUGAUUUAAUGAUAACAUUUAUUUAUUACAUUUGUAAGGAGAUACAAGAAAACUAUAUAGAUUUUCCUUAUUUUUAAUAUUUUGUUUUAUUUUUUAUACUUUUAGAGUAUCGAUAACACGCAUUAUUUUAGGUUUAGCGUCGAAAAAAGUUCAUAUUAUUUAUUAAGGAAAGCAAAAUCAGAACAUAAAGAAGAAAAAAACAACCUACAAUAUGAACCACAAUGUCCUCCAUAAACAAAACAAUAGUGAAAGCGCGAGUGCGAGUUAGGAAGGUUGCAGAAAAUAGUCGAUUCCUAUUUCACGUUCGAAAACAGUCAAAACAAACGCAAAAUCGCACCAACAUCCGUACUUAUGAUGGGAAAAAGGAGUUUUAAGGUUAGAGACAAACGAAACUGUACCAGUUAGUGAACUAGUGCGAAUCGGUUCGCUUGAUGCCAUGUUUUGUGUAAAUUAAUCGUCCACAUUACUACUACUACUGUGUAGAAUAAGGAGAAAUCGCGCAACCCUUCACACCAUUUUUCGAAAAUCACGGGUUGUUUGUGCACGAAAUGUUUCAAAUUACUUCCUAAAAAGCAAUUUCCAGCGGUGCAAUGAGUCAUCCCUGCGUUGAACUUGGCGCAGUAGGCCUGGCCAACUGUCGUUUUUUGGUUCCUUCGAAGUAAUUUUUCGACAAUUUCUUGCACAUACAAUCAGAAGAGGUGGGACACUCACAAAAAUCCCCAUUGACAUCGUGGGCCAACAUAAUUUUGUGAAGGUUUAAUAAAAAAUAAAACAAAAGUAGGCCGAUUUCACACUAGUCCACGCGUGAGUAAGAAAUAAAAAAAAAAGCAAAGGAAAAAGCUGUUCGAUCUAGGGACCAUUACUUUCUGCAUCCAAGCAAGCCCCUGGGAUGAACAAAACAAAACAGUAAACAAUACAACAACAAACAAACAAACAAACACAAACCGACGAUAAUAAUCAAUACUGAACUUGUGUAUAAAAUGUGAACGGCAAUGAAUCGAAGCAUGCUGCGCAAAAACUACACGAGUCCAACCAACCCACAUCAACAAACACACACAACAAAUAAGAAUUACAUGAUUUCCGAUAAUUUUACAAUCACAGUGAAGCGAAAUGAUUGAACAACUAUUAUUUCAGCCUUUUCCUUCUUUUUUCACGCAAACAAACAAAACUAAAAAAAAACAAGCGAAUGUGCAGAAAAGUAACAAUAAAUAAAUAAAAAAAAAACAAAAAAA
Molecule: messenger RNA, 11648 nt
Organism: Culex pipiens pallens (northern house mosquito)
Lineage: Eukaryota; Metazoa; Arthropoda; Insecta; Diptera; Culicidae
Product: zinc finger protein 420
Exons: 31
Coding region: 604-4824 (1406 amino acids)
Biological process (GO): central nervous system development; regulation of transcription by RNA polymerase II
Cellular component (GO): transcription regulator complex; PcG protein complex; nucleus
Molecular function (GO): RNA polymerase II cis-regulatory region sequence-specific DNA binding; DNA-binding transcription activator activity, RNA polymerase II-specific
Source: RefSeq, a predicted model, not a curated record